UGUAGUCUGUACUAAUCUCGUGGUCUCUAUUUACUCACCCUCUAGAUUCACUCUCAGUCUCCUCACUUGUCAGUCUCUCUUUCUAUAUCCCCCCGUCUCACAAAGAUUUCAAUUUUCCUUCUCUUAAAAAUCCCAUUUCGGAUUAACAGUAUUUUUUUUCUUCCAAGCUCUCUCUCAUGGCUUCCAUCAUUGAAUCUUGCUGGCUGUAUCUGAUCACACAUUUCAGUGACUUCCAACUAGCUAGUUUGGGAAGUUUCCUGCUUCAUGAAAGUGUUUUUUUCUUAUCUGGACUUCCAUUUAUAUAUCUUGAAAGAGCUGGGUUGCUAAGCAAAUACAAGAUUCAGACAAAAAACAAUAACCCUACUGCUCAGGAAAAAUGUAUCACUCGCCUGCUUUUUUAUCAUUUUAGCGUCAACCUACCGCUUAUGAUUCUCUCGUAUCCUGUCUUCAGAUUCAUGGGAAUGAGAAGUAGUCUACCAUUGCCAUCCUGGAAAGUGAUCCUAACUCAGAUAAUAUUCUACUUCAUCCUGGAGGAUUUCGUGUUUUACUGGGGACAUCGUGUUUUACAUACAAAAUGGCUGUACAAGCAUGUACACAGCGUCCAUCAUGAAUACGCUACACCAUUUGGACUGACAUCAGAAUAUGCUCACCCUGCCGAGAUAUUGUUCCUUGGCUUUGCCACAAUUGUUGGCCCGGCCAUAACUGGCCCACAUCUGAUUACUCUCUGGUUGUGGAUGGUUCUUAGAGUCCUCGAGACAGUUGAGGCACAUUGCGGUUAUCAUUUUCCAUGGAGCCUCUCGAACUUUCUACCUUUAUAUGGGGGUUCCGAUUUUCAUGACUACCAUCACCGUUUGCUUUAUACGAAAUCUGGCAACUACUCAUCCACAUUUGUUUACACGGAUUGGAUAUUUGGUACCGAUAAAGGCUACAGAAAAUUGAAAGCACUAAAGCACAACGGAGUUGAAGGUGGCAGGAAGCAAACGUAAUGGUGAAUGCUAGUUCAGGAUGUUCACGGAAAAGGUCGUCAUUGAAUCUUUGCAUGCGAUCGUUGGUUUUCUUGGUUAAUCUUUGUCCAUGUUGAUAGCCAUAAGCUAUGUGGAAUCAUUAGAUAUAUUUUCCUUUCAACAUUUUUACAGUCCCUUUCUGUGCUUGAACGAAGUUGCCGUUCUACCAAGGUAACCAUUUGUUGUUUUCUUCUUUGAAAUCAUUUUAUAAGGGUAACCAUUGUAGAUUUUGGAGGUUGAAUGUUUGAAUAAUGUACAAUUAUUUAAUAUUUGUUGGUUUUUAUGGGCAA
Molecule: messenger RNA, 1294 nt
Organism: Hibiscus syriacus
Lineage: Eukaryota; Viridiplantae; Streptophyta; Magnoliopsida; Malvales; Malvaceae
Product: methylsterol monooxygenase 2-2-like
Exons: 7
Coding region: 177-986 (269 amino acids)
Biological process (GO): sterol biosynthetic process; 4-alpha-methyl-delta7-sterol oxidation
Molecular function (GO): iron ion binding; C-4 methylsterol oxidase activity
Source: RefSeq, a predicted model, not a curated record